AGCUCAUCUCAAGCACAGCCUCUCGCUGCCUCCUAAGAUGGAGCCAGGCGCAUCUGCCUCCGUGUGGGAGCGCUUCCUGACCGCGGAGCGCCCCAAAGGCGACUCAUGGGUGCUUGGUGACUUCAACUUGAACCCUACGGGCCUGCCCCGGCGCGGCGUGCCGCACAAUUGCGCCGACAAGAAAGGCAGCGAGGGCGUGCGCCGCGCCAUGUCGGAGGAGCCGGUGCUGCUGUCCAGCCGCGAGAGCGCCCAGGCGGGCGCGCGCAGGCGCUCGAAGACGCCUUUGAUGGGCUACGGACAGGCCCACCAAGGAGACGAGAACCAGCCGGAGGCAGGCGACAUGCCGCGGCGCCGCCUUUCGGAGCUCUCGGGGAGCAUGACCAGCGGGGAGUCCAUCCGCCAGGUCCUCCGCAGCCCGCGGUCGCCGCGGUGCCUUUCCGGAGGUCCCACCCGCCGCAGCAAGACGGCGUCGGAGACCAUCCUCUGCGGGGUGGGCGAGCGUUCGGUGCCGCCCCGGCGGCAGCUGAGCGCCAGGGGCGACGGCAAGGCGAACUGUGACAAAAACAUGGUCUCCUCAAUUCCCAUCCGGGAUCUGCCGCUCUACAACAGCAACGGCACGCUGCUCCAGACGGGGCGCACCGAGAAUCACGUCGGCUCCCGACUCCUCGAGCACAAGCGGGCCAUGACGCCCUACUCGCAGCGGCGCCGGGAAGACACGGUGAAGGACCUGCUGUCUCCCCCACUUGCGGAGCCGACGGCCUGCGAGCCAGUGACGCCGGAGACGAUGGCGUCCUCUUUCGCCUCGUCCCGCCUGCUGGCGUCACCGCGGGAGGUGCGGGAGGCACCGGCGACACCCCGGCAAAACACGCCGGCGGGCCGCGGCACGGGCGCGGUCCCGGCGCUGGCCGCGGCGGCGGCGGGGCGCUCUGCAGCGCUGGCGCUGUCGGCGGCGGCGCGACGCGGGGACGCGGAGAUGGAACUGGAGAGGUCCAAGUGCCUAUCCAAGUUCGACAGGCUGUGCUCCGCCCCGGGGCGGGCUGCGCGGGGCGGCCGCUUCCAAGAACACUGGAGCUUCCGGCCGAGCCGCCGGAUCUCCAACGUGGAGACGUCCCAGCCCUUUGCCACGGACUUCACGGAGCUUCAGCGGUCGCCUUCCCCCCGUCAGCAUCCGCUGGACGUGGCCUCAGCCCAAUUCCUGGGCGAGAGCCCGGAGAUGUUGGGCGCCUCCGAGCGGCACCAAGACGCCCGUCGCACCUGGCAGCUGGAGAUGGAGAUGGCCAAGAUCUCCCUGGCAGCCGGCCGCAUUGCCGCGGUCUCCACCCUGCAAAGCACCAGGCGCGCAGCCACGCCGGGCGCGUCCAAACCGCGGACGCCGCGCGUGGGCUCGGCGCCCUCGAAGACGUCGCCGGCGAAGGCGGCGGCGGCGCUGGAGAUGUCACCGCGGGCGAGCUCCCGGCCUGCUGUGCGGAAGGUGCAGGCGCCGACCAAAGAGGCCGAGGCUCCGGUCGCCAUUCGUGUGGAGCUCAAGAUGCCGGACCAGCCUUCCCCCAGAAGGAUCUUGGAGGAGAAGGCGUCGCCGCAGGCUGCGGCGCAGAUGGUGUCGAUGAUUGACAAGCUCAUUUGCCGUGAGCCGCAGCCGCGGGAGCCACGGUCGCAGCCGGAGUCGGAGGGCCAUCUCACCCCCGGCGAGCCCCGGGUUUCGCCAAGGGGUGCCAAGGAGCCGGAGCCGGAAUCCAUCACGUCCCCGGUGCGGUACCCCCGGCUCUUGAGCUGCGCUGCCGAGCGGGCGCCCUCCAAACCAAUGCAUUUGGAGGCGAAGCCGGAGCCCGCGAAGCCGCCGGCGCGUCGGGAGGCGAAGCCGAAGCCCAGCGCCGCUGGGCCGAGGCUCAAGAUCAGCGACCUCCGUGGGGAUUUACGGGUGAGAUGAGGCGCCCCGAGAGGGGGAAACGAGGGACGGACGAAAGACGCCAGACGAAAGCCCAGGGCGGCGGGAAAAACCCUAAAAAUGC
Messenger RNA from Effrenium voratum, 2009 nucleotides. The record is from the annotation of a GenBank genome assembly. Lineage: Eukaryota; Dinophyceae; Suessiales; Symbiodiniaceae.